AAAUAAAAAGUAAACAGAAAAAUACACAAUACAUCAUGUGUCACAUUUAAAACAAUCAAAUGUACUUAUGAAACAUCUACAUUUUGAGACUAAAGACUACUGUGAGGUUAUCAUAACUUUAAGAUGUUAUUUAUUUAGUUUCUUUUUUGAGAAUUUGAAUUCUAUAUUAUUACACCACUCUCUAAAAUGCUUGAUUCUGAUUGGCCAAUCACAACAUUCCAAGAUUCCUUCUUUUCAGAUAACUACUCAACUAAUAACACACGGCUGCAAAUCAUUUUAACAGGGCAAGGCCUUUUCACUGCAAACACAUCUUUGUGUGCACACUUCUGUGCUUAAUUUAUGUGAAAACAGUGGUUUGUAAUAAACAAGACCACUUCACAACCUCUUUGGACAGAGAUGGCUAGCCCCAGUCUCGAUUACCCGAAUGGAUAUGAAUUGUCCAGUUUGUAUGGACCAGUUACUGAUGAACCAAACACCACUCCCUUAUACGACUAUGAUGACUACUACAGUGUAGAUCUUGAUCCAUCUGUGUUAACCUGUGAUUAUGGAGGUCAUGCAUCCAACAUCUUGCCUGUGUUAUACUCUCUGUUCUUCGUGUUGGGUCUGCUGGGUAACCUGCUGGUGUUAUGGGUGAUCUUAAUAUGUGAAAAGCUGAGAAGCAUGACUGAUAUCUGUCUCCUGAACCUGGCUUUAGCUGAUCUCCUGCUGGUCUCCUCUCUCCCGUUCCUGGCUCACUAUGCCAGAGAUCAGUGGGUCUUUGGAGGCCCCAUGUGCACCAUAGUUUUUGGCGUCUAUCACAUUGGAUUCUACAGUGGGAUUUUCUUUGUUGUAAUGAUGAGUGUUGACAGAUAUUUAGCUGUGGUUCAUUCUGUGAACGCUUUUAAAGUUAGAACAAAGAUAUAUGGGAUUAUAGCCAGUGUGGUCAUCUGGAUCAUUGCUGUUGCAGCAUCUUUUCCUGAGCUUAUGUACCUUGAAAUCAGUACACACAAUAAUAAAACAUACUGUCAGUCUUAUCCAACAGAUGAGCACAACUCUUACCAUUAUGGAAAGACUGUUGGUAUUAUUAAAAUGAAUGUUUUGGGAUUAAUUAUUCCACUGUGUGUAAUUGGAUUUUGUUACUCAAUGAUUCUUCACAGACUCUUAACAGUUCGCUCUUUCAGGAAACAGGAAAUGAAACUUGUCGUUGUAGUGAUGGUUGUCUUCCUCUGCUGUUGGGCUCCAUAUAAUAUUGCAGCUUUUGUGAAAGCAUUGGAGAUAAAUGAAUUCAUAAUGACAUCCUGUGAAAAAAGUAAAGCAAUCACUCUUAGUCUUCAGAUCACAGAAGCUCUGGCUUACUCACACAGCUGCUUGAAUCCCGUUCUCUAUGUGUUUGUAGAAGAGAAAUUUAGGAAACACCUUUACAAACUCCUGAACAAAACACCCAUCAGCAGAUUACAGUUCAUGAAGAGAUACCUUACACAGGCUACAGGAUCUGUUUAUUCACAGACUGCCAGUGUGGAUGACAGGCUUACUACAGCAGUGUGAUUGAAAUAAAUCCCCAAAUACCAUCAAAAAGGCACUUGCUUGAUAGUUGGGAGGAGUUUAAAUGAAAUUUUACAUUCCUUUUUUGAUUUAUUUUACUGUGGCAUCCAGUAAGUGAAUGUUUAUUGUUCUGGUCAGAAUAGGAUGUAAAUAGCUGGUUAGAGUACUUAGUUGUGUAAUUGCCUUCAAUAUGUAUUGUAUGGCUUUCUAUAAAAAUGCUAGAAAUAUGAUCUCAACCAUGAUUAAACUGUAUGAUAUGUCUAAAGCCUUAAAUAACUUCUCCUUUUAGUCUUUUUCAGUGUUUAUGCUCAAUAAUAAUGAAUGAUUAAGAGAUUGUUUCAGUCCAAAGUCACAAUGACAGAUGGGAUUUCAAGAAUUGUUUGCAAUAAAAAAAAAAAAUAAUAAAUUACAAGCUAAAAUUGCAUCAUUGGACAAUAGGUUACAAAAAGUAUGCUCUAUUUUAACACUAUGGUUCGGGGACCCACUUGUAGGUCUCGCAUAUUCUCACAUAUUUCCCUCUUUUAUUUAAAAAAUAUGUUGUUGGGUCCUGGGACAGAUUAUACCUAUUUUGGGUGGGUCGCAAAAUAAAAAGUUUGGAAACCAGUGCUCUAUAGUACUUGAGGUAAUCUUUAUAACACCAAGUAGAUCCAAAUAACUAAUCAACAAGUUUCAUAGAUUAUUUAACUUAGUAAAUCUAGAAGGAGUUUAGACGCAUUGUUUCUCAUGAGGAUGUCUGUUAAAAUAUAUUUACAUGCCUUUGGAUGAAGAUUAAUUAAAUUAUAAUUCAGUUUAAUUUACAAUAUCUUUGGUAAGUAUAGUAAUAUAAAAAAUUACAUGAAUAAGAUUUUUUUCAAUAGUUGGUCCAAGUUGGUCUUCUCACAAUCUAGUUUAACAAUUUUUCUGCAUCUCACAUGUUUUUUAACAAAACAUUUCCAAAUGCUGGGUUGUUGUUGCAGCCAUCGGUUAAAAUAACAAUUUUUAUGUAAUUGCCUGUUAACCUAAUGCAUGUCAGUGCAUGUAAUCUUAUUUAAGUCAUACUACCAGAACAGAAAAUAGUAUUGUAGUCUUGAAAUCCUUUACACAAGUUCACUCUCAGAAACUGAAAUGAAAAUGUCCUUUUAUAAAUGAAUGUAAUUUGUAUUAUAUUCUGCAAUGUGCAUGAACUUUGAUCCAACACUGCCACCAACUGUUAUAAGAGGCAAAUUACAACGAAUAAUAAACUCAUCAAAACUAUAAAAUAACACAAAUAUCACAAUGGGAUUAAUUUUCAAAAUAUUAAUCUAAAUUGUAGCAUCUUCAGUGUAGUCACUUUUUGUCUAAAAUUUCCAGUAAUGUUGUCUUUUGAUAUAGCAGCUUCUGUCUCUAAGAUGUUUUAUAAACAGUAUUGAAGGAGUCUAUCACAUCUAUUCUGGGCUCUUCCUUUCUUUUUUUCUUUAUCAUUCAGCCUGAAAUUUACUUUGUUUUGUACUAAAUAUGUCAUAACAAUUAUAUUUGUCCACAUUCAGAUCAAAAUGUUUUUCAAGAUAAUAAUAAACACUGCAGUCAAGUGACCUAAAACCAUUCAAUGGUAGUGUGUAAGUUCAUGUCCUUUAAGCUAA
Paramisgurnus dabryanus is the source of this 3119-nucleotide messenger RNA. RefSeq names its product C-C chemokine receptor type 5-like. The record is from RefSeq and is a predicted model, not a curated record. Gene Ontology annotation, molecular function: C-C chemokine receptor activity; C-C chemokine binding. Gene Ontology annotation, biological process: immune response; cell chemotaxis; calcium-mediated signaling. Gene Ontology annotation, cellular component: membrane; external side of plasma membrane. NCBI's taxonomy places the organism in Eukaryota, Metazoa, Chordata, Actinopteri, Cypriniformes, Cobitidae.